Molecule: messenger RNA, 3945 nt
Organism: Quercus lobata
Lineage: Eukaryota; Viridiplantae; Streptophyta; Magnoliopsida; Fagales; Fagaceae
Product: TMV resistance protein N-like
Exons: 7
Coding region: 1-3945 (1314 amino acids)
Biological process (GO): signal transduction; defense response
Molecular function (GO): ADP binding
Source: RefSeq, a predicted model, not a curated record
AUGGCUUCCAUGAGCUCUCAAAGAGCCCGUGCAUCAUCAUCUUCUUUUUCUUCAACACCUCAAUGGAAACACGAUGUUUUCCUUAGUUUUUAUGGCAAGGACACCCGUAAGAAUUUUACAGACCAUUUAUAUGUUGCUUUGAAACACAAAGGUAUUAAUGUUUUUAGGGAUGAAGAAAAACUUGAGGACGGAACAUUCAUUACUCAAGAGCUUAUGAAAGCAAUAGAAGAAUCUAAGUAUGCAAUUAUCGUUCUCUCAAAAAACUAUGCCCUUUCGAAGUGGUGCUUGAAUGAACUUGUCAAGAUUCUAAAUUGCAACAAAGAGAAGGGGCUGAAAGUUAUAGUCGUUUUCUAUCAUGUAGAGCCAUCUGAUGUAAGGAAUCACAGGGGGACUUUUGAGGAAGCCUUCCUUAAGCAUAAAGGAAAUCCCAAGGUUAGCAUAAACGAUAUAGAGAGGUGGAAAGAUGCUUUGAAUGAAGUGGGCUAUAUGAAAGGGAGGACUGUAUUUGAUAGAUAUGAAUCGAAGGUUGUCCAAGAAAUCACUGAAAAAAUAUUUAAUGAAUUGAAUAGUGAAUUACCAAUUGAUUUUAAGGACCUUGUUGGAAUAGAAUCCCGUGUGGAUCAAAUCAUGAACUUAUUAUUUGGUACAGAGUUGGAUGAUGUUUGCUUUAUAGGGAUUUGGGGGAUGGCUGGGAUUGGUAAGACCACUCUGGCAUAUGUUGUUUAUGAUAGAAUUCAGGGGGAAUUUGACGGAAGCAGCUUUAUUUGUAAUGUUAGAGAAAUGGCUAAAAAGCAUGAUCUAGUUUAUUUACAACAACAACUUCUUUCUGAGACCCUUAUGGAAAGACAAGUAAACAUACGGAACAUUCACAUGGGAAUCCAAGUGAUAAGGAGGGCAUCACUAAAUAAAAAGCUUCUUAUAAUUAUUGAUGAUGUUGAUGAGUAUGAACAGCUACAAGCUUUAGCAGGGUGCCGUGGUUGGUUUGGUCCAGGGAGUAGGAUCAUUAUAACAAGUAGAGAUAAGCAGCUGCUGAAAAGACAUGAAGUUGAUAUAUAUACGGCAAAGGGACUAAAUAAUGAUGAAGCCUUGGAGCUCUUUAGUUGGAAAGCCUUCAAGAAACCUUAUCCUGAAGAAAAUUAUUUGGAAUUGUCUAAUGAUUUUGUGAAGUAUGCUAAAGGACUUCCUUUAGCUCUUGAAGUUUUGGGUUCCUCCUUGUUUGGUAGAAGUAUAGAUGCAUGGAAAAGUUCUCGGGAUAAACUAAAAGCAAAUCCUAAAAGAAAAAUUUUGGAUACACUUAAAAUAGGUUUUGAUGGACUAGAGGAUAUGCAUAAAAAUCUAUUUUUGGAUAUUGCUUGUUUCUUUAAAGGAGAGGAUAAAAAUCUACUAGCAGAUAUACUAACAGAUUAUGAUUACUAUAUGGGAAUAGAAACUCUCUGGGACAGAUCUCUUAUUUCCAUUUUUGGGGGAAAAUUGUUGAUACAUGAUUUGUUAGAAGAAAUGGGCUGGGAAAUUGUUUGUUGUGAAUCAAAAGAGCUCGGAAGACGCAGUAGGUUGUUCUUUUGUGAGGAUGUACUUCAUGUAUUGAAGAAUGAAACAGGAACAGAAUUAGUUGAAGGCUUGAAGCUGAGCUUACCUCCACAUGAAAGAGAACAAUUGAGUGCUGAAACCUUCUCAAUGAUGAGAAAGCUAAGAUUGCUUAUAAUCCAUAAUGUAAACCUUCCUCAAGGUCAAAAUUAUCUUUCUAAUGAGUUGCGUUUGCUUCAAUGGACUGGGUAUCCUUUGAAAUCCUUGCCAGAGAGUUUUCAACCGAAGAAGCUUGUUGAACUCAUUAUGCAUCAUAGCUGCAUUGAGCAACUACCAGAGGGAUUCUGUAACUUACCAGAACUAAAGCUCAUCGACCUUAGCGACUCUCAAUACUUAAUAGCAACUCCUAACUUCAUUGGAUUUUUAAAACUGGAGAGGCUAAUUUUUCAAGGUUGUAUCAGAUUGUGUGAGCUUCACCCAUCUGUUGGUGCUCUCAAACACCUUACUUUGUUAAAUCUGAAAGAGUGCAAGAGUCUCAAUAGCCUUCCAAGCGAGAUCAAUCUGGAAUCUCUUGAAAUUUUUAUUUUAUCUGGUUGUUCAAGACUGAAGAAAUUUUCAGAGAUUGGAACAAAUAUGACUUGCCUAUCUGAGCUUUAUUUGGAUGGGGCUGCCAUAGAAGAACUACCAGUAUCAAUUGAGCAUUUGACCGGUCUGACUUUGUUGAGUCUUCAAGACUGCAACAACUUUGGGAGUUUUCCAAACGUCAAAUUGCCAUCUCUUCGUACUCUUAAUCUCACAGGAUGUAAGGGUCAACCAUCUAAAUCCUCGCAUUCACAUCGACUCUCCCUUAUCCGGCCUACAAAUACAUUAGAAACAGAUUAUUUCUCCCCUACCCUGUAUCCUAAUCAAGAGCCCAUCCACUUCUUGUUGCCUAGGUUAUCUGGAUUAGGCUUCAUAGUACGGUUAAAUCUAAGUGAUUGCAAUUUAUCAGACGGAGCACUACCCGAUGAUCUUAGUUGCUUAGUCUCGUUGCAGUAUCUGGUUUUGAACAAAAACAAAUUUACACGCCUACCUGAUAGCAUUUCUCAAAUUUUUAAGCUUACAUUUCUUGAGCUGAAUGACUGUAGUAGGCUUCAAUCAUUGCCAAUUCUUCCGUCAAGAAGUGUAUUUGUCUAUGCAAAAGGAUGCACCUCACUGGAAACUUAUUCAAGUGAAUAUAUUCCAUGGAAUACGGAAAGAGGAUUUUGUUUUUUUAAUUGCUUCGACAAAAGCGCUUUCUCUUAUAUAUUUUCUUCAUACUCUUACGGUGCCACAUUGUGGAAUCAAUUUGUGGAGAAAAUUGGUUCAAAUCUAACGACUAACUGCCUCUAUAAAUCUACGAGGUCUCAAAUUCCAGAGGGUUUCAGCAAUAAGAGCACUGGGUCAUCUGUUACAAUCCCACUACCUUGUCUUGGAGGUUCUCCCCUAGUCUUUGACUUCCAGCAGAUAUUUCCAUCCAUUUCCAGUUCUUUUGAAUUCCAUGCAUUUCUAAGUGCUGAGGAUCUAAGAGAACAUUUAGAGGGUUGCAGUCACGUUAGCGCUUCGAUUGAAAGUGACCACCUUGAUAUUGAGAUCCAAAUGUUUGGUGCACGUAUAUUGUACGAGCAAGAUCUGAUAGACUUUCCACAAGUUUUAUAUGGCGGGACCUUUAAACUUCCUGGAAGUUGUGCAAAAUAUCAACCGCAGGUUGCAUCAUUUCAAAGAGACUUGAACAUCAAGCUAAAAAGAAAGCUUGAGUCAUUACUUUUUAGAUUGUAUCUGCAGGGAGACAGGGUACGAAACCACAAAUAUGAUUAUAUCUUUCCUUGUAUCAAAAUUCCAGCCUGGUUCAGAAAUCAAAGUUUUUGUUCCGACAUAAGAAUGAAGUUGCCUGCAAAUUUGCAGGAAGAAAAGAGAUUGAUGGGAAUUGCUGUAUGUGCUUAUUAUACUGUCAACAAACAACUAGUUGGUUACAGUGAAAAUCAGGAUUUAACAAGUUUUCUCAACUUUUAUCAUCCCUUAUCUAGUAAUGAAGUUCUAACACGUCACAAAGUCUUUCAGGACUCCAAAGACAUUUUUGUUGGCUCAUCAUGUCGAAUUUUGGUGUUUUACUUACCCCACAUGUUCUUUGGGUUGAAAGGGUGUGCCUACAUUGAGGCUUCAUUUGAACACAAUAACUCAGGUGUGCGGGUUAAAGAGUGCGGAAUCCGCCUUGUAUAUGAGCAAGAUGUUGAAGAGUUUGUGCAAAUAUUAGUCAAGUGCAUGUUACAAAGUCCAGAGGCCUAUCACAACUUUUAUUACCAAAAUCUUGUAGAUCAAGUUCGGAAAAUGAUGGAAGGCUUUGACAUUAAUGAAAAGGAUUCUAGUUCCUAUUCGUCAUUGCAAAGGUUAAAAUUCACUUGA